Conger conger (European conger) is the source of this 6273-nucleotide messenger RNA. RefSeq names its product collagen, type V, alpha 3a (gene col5a3a). The record is from RefSeq and is a predicted model, not a curated record. Bases 233 to 5881 code for a protein of 1882 amino acids. Lineage: Eukaryota; Metazoa; Chordata; Actinopteri; Anguilliformes; Congridae. The transcript is spliced from 67 exons. Gene Ontology annotation, molecular function: extracellular matrix structural constituent.
AUGAGAUAGGGGGACACUGAAUGAGAGGGUGAGGAUCUUUAAAAAAAAACUUGCAGCAAGAAGCUUUUCGCCAAGGGGAUCCCUCAAUCCGGGUUUGCAGGAGCGCGCGGCACAGGUUCUGCCUCCGUCUCCCACGCAUGGCAGCUGCAUUCAAGAGCUAAAAAAGUUAUCUCCGACCACAACGCGAGUGUGUCCAAACAGAACGAGACGGACGGAGCUUUUUCUCUGAAAGAUGGACUGGUGGAACGGAAGAUUACGGUUGCUUCUGCUCAUCAUUCUACACGCGAUGGCGACGACGACGCGAGCUGCCAAUCUGAUUGACAUUCUGAGGGUGCUGGACCUAUCGGAGGACAUGGAAGGAGUGUCCAUGGAGGCGGGGCUUUGCACAAGCAGGAAAGGUGCAGAGGAAACAGACAUGGCCUACAGGAUAGACAAGAAGAUUCAGCUCAGCGCCCCAACCAAGCAGCUUCUCCCUGACUCUCCAUUCCCCGAGGACUUCUCCCUGAUGACGACGGUGCGGGCGAAGAAGGGGGCGCAGUUCUUCCUGCUGUCGGUGUACGACGCGCAGGGCGUUCAGCAGCUGGGCCUGGAGAUGGGCCGGUCCCCCGUCCUUCUGUACGAGGACCACCAGGGGCGGCCCUCCCCCGAGCUCUACCCCAUCUUCAAAAAGCUCAACCUGGCUGACGGAAAGUGGCACAGAAUAGCCUACAGUGUGGAGGGGAAGUCUGUCACUCUGUACCUGGACUGUGAGAGGGUGCAGACGCUGGACUUGCUACGGGGAGAAGACCCCAUCGUCAGCACUGAGGGCGUCACCGUGUUCGGGACACGCCUGCUCGACGAGGAGGUGUUCGAGGGGGAAAUCCAGCAGCUGCUGCUAGUGGAUGACCCAAGAGCUGCUGAGAGCUACUGUGAGCAGUACAUCCCUGACUGUGACUACGCCCUGCCCUACAGCAGCUUAGCCCUGGAGCCAGAGGAGGUGCAGCCUGGUGGCUCAGAAUUGCAGCAGGAUGAGGCAGCAAAGUCACAAAAACACUCUCCGCACAAAGCAGACAGGAAGGGCAAGAAGGAAAGAUCCAAAAAGAAGAGAGAUGGCUCGUCCAAAGGGAGGAAGGGAAAGAAAGAGUCCAGGAAGAAAAGAAAAGAGUCUUCGGGUCCUGAGGAGCUUUCCCAUGGGCUAUCCACUGCAGUGCCUGAUCUCUUACUAGCCGCAGUGCUGCCCUUCACAGAGCCAUCUCCGUUAGCAACCCUCACUCUACCCGAGACCACUCCCUCCGCUGCCCUGGCAACCGAAGCAACGACUUUGAGCCCUGCCUUUCUGCCAGAAAUGACGGAGCUCCCAGAGAUGCCCACGCAUGAGCCCGAUUCCAGCAAGGAGGCCCCCACUGUGGUGCCCACCGAGCUGCCUGAACCCCUGAGUCCCAGGGUGGAGGUUGAUCGGCCACCCAAAGAGCCGGAGGUGGAGGAGUUUGGGGAGGACUUCUACAGUGACCUUUACGAUGACCUUUCUGUCUCCACAGUAACUGUGGGCCCCAACAUCACUGAGUACGAGAUCGUAGAGUAUGAAGAUUACGUGAAUGGCACUGAGUACCAUGAGCAGGAGUAUGAGGAGUAUGAAGAAUAUGAAGACAGAUUUGGAUUGGUGGAAAGAGAAGAUGUGGACACCUGGGAUGGGGAGAGUAAGCGCUUCCAGCCUGAGAAGGGAGAAAAGGGAGAGCCUGCUAUAUUUGAACCGGGCACGUUGAUAGAAGGUCCCCAUGGGCCACCAGGACCAGAGGGGCCUGCAGGAAUUCCUGGUCCCUCCGGACCUCCAGGUUCACGAGGGGACCCGGGCGAACUGGGUCCUCCGGGACGGCCAGGUCUUUCCGGGGCUGAUGGGAUACCGGGUCCUCCAGGCACCAUGCUCAUGUUACCGUUUCAGUAUGGGAAUGAUGGACAGAAAGGUCCAGUGGUUUCCGCACAGGAGGCUCAGGCCCAGGCUAUACUCCAGCAAACCAAGCUCUCGCUGAAAGGGCCUCCAGGUCCACUCGGCCUGACGGGACGACCUGGCCCCUUGGGUCUUCCUGGUCCUUCAGGACUGAAGGGGGACAGUGGGGAGUCUGGACCACCAGGUCCCAGGGGACUGCUUGGAGCUCCAGGACAGAAUGGAAAGCUAGGGAAACGGGGGCGCGGAGGCUCAGAUGGCAAUAGAGGAGCACCGGGAGAGACAGGCGGAAAGGGUGACAGAGGCUUCGAUGGACUGCCUGGCCUCCCUGGGAAUAAGGGACACAGAGGAGAGAGAGGGAAGCCAGGCCCUCACGGACCGGUUGGAGAACCAGGGGAGAAGGGUUCCGAUGGACCUGUGGGACCAAGAGGACAAGCAGGAGAACCUGGGUCUCGUGGGCUUGUGGGACCAAGAGGAUCUCCUGGGCCUCCAGGCCAACCUGGCAUUCGUGGUGUGGACGGGGUUCAAGGGUCAAAGGGAAACCUGGGACCACCUGGGGAGUCAGGAGCUCCAGGCCAGCAAGGAAACCCUGGAUACCAGGGCUUACCUGGGGCUCAGGGUCCUAUUGGCCUGCCUGGAGAAAAGGGUCCUCAGGGAAAGGCAGGCAUGCAGGGUCUGCCUGGUAUAGAUGGUCCUCCGGGUCACCCAGGAAGAGAGGGACCUGCAGGAGAGAAGGGCCUCCAGGGUCUCCUAGGGGCUCAGGGACCCAUCGGAUACCCUGGAUCACGUGGUGUGAAGGGAGCUGAUGGCGUGAGAGGUUUGAAGGGCAGCAAAGGAGAGAAGGGUGAAGAUGGCUUCCCAGGGUCAAAAGGAGACAUGGGCAUCAAGGGAGAUCGGGGUGAUAACGGGGCUACAGGGGGCCGUGGUGAGGAUGGAUCAGAGGGACUGAAGGGUCAGUCAGGGCCCCUGGGAGAAUCAGGUCCAUCAGGCAUUGCAGGAGAGAAGGGUAAACUAGGUGUUCCAGGUUUGCCUGGGUAUCCAGGACGACAGGGACCAAAGGGAUCUGUGGGAUUCCCCGGAGCUGCUGGGGUGGUGGGAGAAAAAGGAAAAAGAGGUCCUGGGGGCCAGCCAGGAGGAGCAGGUCAGCGAGGGCCCACGGGUGCACGAGGAGGUAGGGGUGCAAGAGGACCCACUGGAAAACCUGGAGCCAAGGGUUCUGCAGGACACGACGGACCCCCAGGACCAGGUGGAGAUAGGGGACCUCAAGGACCCCAGGGCCGGAAUGGGGAGGGCGGGCCUAAAGGACCAAAUGGCCCAGGAGGGAAAGAUGGACUGCCGGGUCAUCCAGGCCAGCGGGGGGAGCCGGGAUUCCAAGGAAAGACAGGCCCCCCAGGGCCAACGGGUGUGGUUGGACCUCAGGGUAAAUCUGGAGAAACCGGUCCAAUGGGGGAGAGGGGACACCCUGGGACACCUGGACCUCCUGGCGAGCAGGGGUUACCUGGAGCGGCUGGUAAAGAAGGGGCGAAGGGCGACCCUGGUCCUUCAGGGAUUCCUGGGAAGAGUGGCCCUGCUGGACUGCGAGGCUUCAGAGGGGGCAGGGGGAUCCCCGGCGCCAUGGGUCCCCCUGGUCUGAAAGGAGGAGAAGGACCCACUGGUUCUCCAGGAGGUGUUGGGGCCAAUGGUGACAGGGGACCCCCUGGCUCGGCUGGUGCGAUUGGACAGCCUGGUCGUCCUGGUAGCUCAGGGCCUCCUGGACCGAUGGGAGAGAAAGGGGAGCCGGGAGAGAAGGGCCCCAUUGGACCAGCCGGACAUGAUGGAGACCAGGGCACGGUGGGAUUGCUGGGGGCAGCUGGGCCUCCAGGACCCCCCGGAGAGGAUGGAGACAAGGGUGAGACUGGAGGACCAGGGCAGAAGGGCAGUAAAGGAGACAAAGGCGAAUUUGGACCCUCCGGACCACAUGGGAGUCAGGGACCUGUUGGCCAGCCCGGAAUACCUGGUGUAGACGGGGAGUCUGGGCCACGGGGGCAGCAGGGGAUGUAUGGCCAGAAGGGGGAUGAAGGACUGCGGGGCUUUAAAGGAGCAACUGGCCCCAUAGGCCUGCAGGGCAUGCCAGGACCUCCAGGAGAGAAGGGAGAAAGUGGGCACACUGGACUCAUGGGUCCACCAGGUCAGCAUGGCCCCAGGGGUCCCCAGGGGCCCAUCGGCGGAGAGGGACCACAAGGAAUGCCCGGUGGAGUCGGUCAGCCUGGACCGGUGGGGGAGAAGGGGGAGGAUGGCGAGGCCGGCAGCCCGGGACAGGUUGGAGAGGCCGGCCCCUCGGGUGAGAAAGGAGAGCUGGGCGAGAAGGGUGACUCGGGGCUCCCUGGAGCGGCCGGGCCCCCCGGAGCUAAGGGACCUGCUGGGGAGGACGGUGCCAAAGGCAACCCAGGACCCAUCGGGUUUCCGGGAGACCCUGGACCCCCAGGAGAGGCCGGUAUGAAUGGAGUAGAUGGGGGACCAGGAGAGAAAGGAGAUGCUGGUGACCCUGGAAAAUCAGGGCCACCAGGGGCCUCAGGCGAGCCAGGCCCCCCAGGGGCCCCAGGAAGGAGGGGACAUCUUGGGGCUGCAGGAAAAGAAGGGAAGGCAGGUGCCAAAGGAGCAAAGGGGGCAUCAGGGACAGAGGGGCUGAUUGGGAAGACAGGGCCAGUGGGACCCCAGGGGCACCCAGGCAAGGCUGGCCCCCAGGGACUGCGUGGAAUUCCUGGACCUGCAGGAGAACAAGGCUUGAACGGCCCCCCAGGACAGACUGGACCUCCAGGACCCAUGGGACCUCCAGGUCUGCCGGGACUGAAAGGGGACCCCGGUCGGAAGGGAGACAAGGGUCAUGGUGGUUUGAUUGGUCUGAUCGGCCCCCCAGGGGAGAUGGGUGAGAAGGGUGACAGGGGCCUGCCAGGGAACCAGGGCCUGCAGGGGCCCAAAGGCGAUGAGGGUUUAGGUGGUCUUGCUGGUCCCAAUGGUCCUCCUGGACCUACAGGUCUAUCUGGUAUGGUUGGCCAAAAAGGAUCAAAAGGGAACCAGGGGCCCAUUGGCCCACGAGGAGACACAGGACCUGCCGGCCCCCCAGGACCUCCGGGUCCUUCCGCCUCAGCAAUGGAGCCGCUCCCUCUGCCGCAGGGACGGAGGAAAAGGCGAAGGCACUCCCAGGUGGACGGGGCUGGCGUGGAGGAGGAGGAGCAGGAGGAUGAGUAUCUGCAGGGGGACCAGGCUCUGGAAGAUCCCGAGGGGAUGGAGGAGGUGUUCGCCUCCCUCACCUCCAUGAAGACGGAGGUGGAAGUCAUGAGGAAGCCGAUGGGGACCUACGAGAGCCCCGCCCGCACCUGCAAGGAGCUCCUCAUGUGUCAUCCGGACUACAAAGACGGCGAGUAUUGGAUCGACCCAAACCAGGGCUGUCACAGAGACUCUUUCAAGGUCUUCUGCAACUUCACCGCUGAAGGAGAUACCUGCCUCUUCCCUGACAAAAGGAUUGAAUCAGUGAAACUGGCAGCCUGGAACCGAGAGAAGCCAGGCACCUGGUACAGCAAGUACCGCAAAGGCAAACAGUUCUCCUACGUGGACGCAGACGGGAAACCCGUAGCAGUGGUGCAGCUGACCUUCCUGAAGCUCCUGAGCGCCAUGGGGACGCAGACCUUCACCUACUCCUGCCAGAACUCGGCCGGGUGGUACAACAGCGCCACCCGCAGCCACCAGCACGCCCUGCGCCUGAAGGGCAGCAACGACGAGGAGCUGUCGCAGGCCAAGACCCCCUUCCUACAGGCCCUGUACGACGGCUGCCAGUCUCGGAAGGGCCAGGAGCGGACGGUCCUGGAGGUGGACUCCCCCAGAGCUGACGUGCUCCCCAUCGUAGACGUGGCCGUCACAGACUUCGGAAACAGCAAUCAGAAAUUUGGCUUCCAGGUCGGCCCCGUCUGUUUCAACGGUUAACGUCCAGCAGGGAGACAUCUGCACAUCCUUUUUUUGCAACAAAAAAAAAAUGACUCAUCAUUUUGCCACAAGCAAUAUUUAUAUGUAUUUUUUUGAAUCUGUGGUGGGUUUGUGGUAUUUUUAAUGACUUUUGAACAUCCAGUGGGAAACAAGGUCCCAUGACUAAUUGAACUGCGGCAAUUGGAGGAUGCCAGCCAGAAAGAAGAGGAAUAUUUUGCAAAGGGAAAUAUUCAGAUAGACAAACAUUUCAUUUCUGUUUAGUGCCAUGUUUUAAUUACUUCCCUUCUCCCUGGUCACACAUAGAUUAUCAGGUGAAAUAUAUUAGACUAAACAAGCACAGCUCCAGACAGACACAGUUUGCCACUCCCAGGUGUGGGAGGAGUCAGCGUGUC